GGGAACGGCAGCGGGCUCCUCCCCGCCCGCCAUUGCCCCCUACGACCCCCGCCUACUGUCCUCAGGGGGGGCAGGGCGCAGUGUGGGCCCUGGGACACCAGGGGGGCCCAGUGUGCUGAGCAGCAUCAGCCUGUAUGACCCCAGGACUAACAAGCCGGGCAGUCCCGGCAGCGGCGGCUCCAACAACUCCCCCAACUCCUCCAGCGCCGAGCCCAAAGCCUCCGACCCCCCAGCGGGAAAACCCAAAUCCAAGGAGCCCCUGUUUGUCCGGAAGUCUGCUCUGGAUCAGCCGGAACCGGAGAAGAGCGGUGAGCAAGGAACCGACCGCUACAACAGCUACAACCGCCCGCGGCCCAAACCCGCCCCCUCACCGAACUCCGCGUCGCAGGGGGGGCCCGCAGCGUCCGGGGGGGCGGCACAGGGCCCAGCGGGAGGCCCGGCGGAGCAGGGGCCCGCAGCCGUGCACAACCUGCCCGUGUCUGCUCUGUUUGCCGGCGUCAAACAGGCCGCCAAGCCCAGCGGCACCAGCAGCCCGUUCGGGGGCAGCAGCCCGGCGCAGAGCGAGCAGGCGGCGGCCGAGCAGGACAACGCCUCCCUGAAGGAGGUGUUCAAAGGCUUCGACCCCACCGCCUCCCCCUUCUGCCAGUGACCCCCCGCCCAUGUACAGAUCCUGAGAUCUCUAUUUUAAACAGAUUUAUUCAAACAGCAGAACUCUAACUUUUAGCUCCGCCCCUCUGCUCCUCUCAUCUCAAUCUGGGGGGGCUGGUUUAGCCCCCACCUGAAUCAAACAAAAAGGAAACUUUAUUUUUUUCUUCAUAUUCAGAUUUCAAAACACAGAAGUUUUUUAGUAUUUAUUUUUCUGCUCCUUUGCACCCCUCCCCCACCGGCUGCUCUGCGAGUUUCUGCGACAUUGAAGAGUUUUAUUGUGAAAUCAGAGAGCUGCGUGUUAAAGCUGCGACUUGUUUUCCAACCUUUUCAAUAAACCCUGCAGAAUUCGGGGGUCAUCGCUCCGACAUCACAUUUUCCAGAGUAUCAGUGAAAACAUCGUGAAGAAAAGAACAAUCGUAGGUUUACCGAACGGCAGAACCGCAGCUCUCUGUUUCUGUACAAAUGUUCUUUAUUUUUAAUUUAUUAUUUUUAUACUUUAUUAUUUCUGAACUUGUGGAUGCAGGAAUCCUCCGUCUGAGUGAAGAGAAACCUUUUGCUUUCAGGAAAAACAAAUCCGAACAGUUAUUGUUAAUUUUUGUAAAUGACUUUUCUUGGUUUUCCUCACUUUGUAAAUUAUCUUUGGGGAGUUUUCUAACUGUUCACUGUUGGUGAGGCUGCAAGUAUUUAAAUAAAGUUGAUUCACGAUCAACAAGUUAAAAAAAAAAGUAAAGCAUUUUUCAAAAUUUACAUUUUUUUUUCUCUGUUAUGUGAUUUAACUAUUCAAUAAAAUAGAUCUACAUUUUACA
Messenger RNA from Oryzias melastigma (Indian medaka), 1454 nucleotides. Its product is annotated as zinc finger CCCH domain-containing protein 4. Lineage: Eukaryota; Metazoa; Chordata; Actinopteri; Beloniformes; Adrianichthyidae. The record is from RefSeq and is a predicted model, not a curated record. Gene Ontology annotation, molecular function: RNA binding. Gene Ontology annotation, biological process: negative regulation of DNA-templated transcription. Gene Ontology annotation, cellular component: nucleus.